GCAAUGACAGCUUCAGUCCAUGUGACCAUUCCGGAUGCGCGAUAUCCUUUCCGAUCAAUUGACGAUGAUACGAGCGGGAUAAAUUUUCGUUUCGCGUUUUCCGUCUCGCGUGCAUGUAUACACGACGCUUAAUUAGAUAUACAUACUUAACAAUCCCGACGAAGUUGCUAAUACGAACGGUGAACAAACGCAUUGCGAGCGGCGGCGGUGAGCUAAUAAAAAACCGAAACGGAAUAUAUUUGGCGACGUGCCAGCCGAUAGUCCUUGCCGAAGGACUCGUGGAUUAAAAAUAUCAGUGCAGCAAUUUUAUAACCCGAUAGAUAGAUAGAUAGAGAGAGAGAGAGAGAGACGUCAUGACUCAUCAAGUAGUACGAUUUGUCGCCGAUUUAAAAGAGAUAAGUCGCCGAAAAAGAGAGAUGGGGAACAGGUUUUCGUGCGCCUCGUGUGCAACGAUCAGAAGUAUGAUCGACAGGUAUUUUCAAAAAACGUCCGUCGUUUCUCGCAGCCAACGCAUGUCGUGCGCGAGUUUGUUCAUCCGGCUGAUGUGGCGCGAUUAUUGAGACUGACGUUAGUCAUUAGAUCGUUAGUAAUUAAUCCCUGCGUGGUGCCAAGGUGAUCUCUCUUGUCUAGCGUUGUGCACUAACCGACAGAAUAGUUGCUUUAACACGCGCUGUAAUUAGGUUACCGUGGUGUAUUUUACAACAGUACAGUACAGUAGUUUCGAUACGGUUUGGACGCUUUUUUUUUUUCUCUCGACGCAGUUCGAAAUGCAUCCGACAGCUCCAUGUGAGAGACCUUGAUUCUGAAUAAUUCCUAGAAGUCUGGCUCUCUUAUUGGAUAUACGCUGCGUCCGAAACUGCAUUCAGACAAGAAAAAUGCUAGAAUCGGCAAGAUGGUGGUUGUAUCGGAAAGAGGAUACUUCCAUUGGAUCGAUUGGCUCGUGUUUGCGCUUAUGCUCGUCGUGUCCGCCGCAGCCGGCUUAUGGCACUUCAGAAGGGCGCAAAAGUCGAACACGCAGGACUACCUGCUCGGCGGGAAGAGCUUAGGACUCUUCCCCGUGUCCGCGUCUCUCGUUGCCAGCUUCAUAUCAGGCGUGACGAUUCUGGGCACUCCGGCGGAAAUCUACAACUUUGGCACGCAAUAUUGGAUCACGAUCAUAUCGAUCUUGUUCUGUGGCCUCGUCGUCGCCACCGUUUAUCUCCCGGUCUUCACCACCUUGAGGCUUAGCUCCGUUUACGAGUACUUGGAAAUCAGAUUCAGUCGAGCCGUACGGAUUCUCAUUUCUUUCAUUUUCGUCUUCGACGUGAUACUCUACCAAUCGAUCGUCGUGUACGUUCCUGCGCUGGCGUUGAAUCAAGUGAGCGGUAUCGACAUACAUUUGAUCGGGACGAUCGUCUGCGCCGUCUGCGUGUUCUAUACCGUUUUGGGCGGUAUUCGAGCGGUGGUCUGGACGGACGCCCUGCAAGUCGGCGUGAUGGUGGCGGCAGUGAUCUCGGUGACCGCUCUAGGAACCUAUCAGCUCGGGGGAGUGUCCGAAGUCUGGAACAGAGCCACUGAAGUCGGUCGCAUCGAGUUCCUCAACUUCGACCCGUCGCCCUACACCCGGCACACCGUCUGGACGGUGCUGUUCGGCUCUUGGCUGUACUGCACCGCAUACAUCUCCGUCAAUCAGACCAUGGUGCAGCGAUACAGGUCGUUGGAGAGCACAAGAAUGUCGCAGUGGUCCAUCGCGUUAUUUACCGUCGGCAUAAUGGUGUUUAUCUCGCUGUGUUGCUGGUGCGGACUGGUCCUCAUCGCUUGGUGGUCGCCGCCGAAAUGCGAUCCAAGAGCUUCUGGCUUAAUUACGGCCGACGAUCAACUACUGCCGGCUUAUGUCAUGGAGAUAGCCCACCAUUUGCACGGGAUACCUGGCCUCUUCGUUGCCGGGAUUUUUGGCGCGGCACUCAGUUCGUUAUCGGUGGGCCUCAACUCGACGUCCGUUGUGAUUCUAGAGGACUUUGUGAAGGGUUGCUUCAAAAUGAAGCCUAGCGAACGAUGUUCCGGCAUCUUCGUGAAGCUCCUCGUUGUCCUGCUCGGCCUGCUCGCGUUGAGCUUCGUUUUCCUGGUCGAGAAGCUGGGCGGAGUUUUGUCCGUGACAAACAGCCUGGCCGCCGUCGCUGCCGGAACCUCCUUCGGUGUGUUCACUUUGGGAAUCUUGUUCCCAUGGGCAAAUUCCAAGGGUGCCUUCGUCGGCACCAUCGCCGGAUUUACGAUAUCCGGCUGGGCCAGUUUCGGGGCGAAUGCGGCCAUCGGCUCAGGUGUCUUGACACCGAGGAAACUACCAGUUUCCCACUGCGGAAACGUCAGCGAAGACUUUCUAAAGAUGUUCGAGUAUUCUGAUGAAUCGAACGUGUUCCCGCUGUACCGGUUAUCGUAUCAUUGGUUCGCUCCUCUCGGCACGGUGGUGGUGUUGCUGGUGGGCGGAUUGGUCACCUGGAUAACAGGUGCGAGGGAUCCCUCGUCCGUCGACAGGACCUUGCUCUCGCCGGUGAUUCACAGGUGGUUACCGCAGCAAAAGUAUUCGAAUGGAGUAAGCGAAUGGUGUCAGGCGUCGGUCGACCAGCAAGUCUCGGCCGAUUUAUUUAUGACGAGCCUACGUCGGAAAUCGCACCCUGUCGUUAAGAGAGGAGAACAGACGCUCGCGAACGGAUCGUUGUGACCGGCCGGAUAGUUAUGAUAAAUUAUAGUAAACCGGCCCAAUCACGAGAUUCCCGAAUCCUCCCGAGAUAGCUCCGUCAUCUCUUCUUUUACAAUUGUUCUCUAUUUUCCAAGUACGCAUUUACCCGAUGACGAGAUAGGCGACCGUGCGACAUAGAAAAUAAACGCGCUACCCUCAGGUUUGUAGAACGUUUCCCGACGGUUAUCAAGUAGGACACGCUAGUUUUAAUCGAUCGCGUGAUUAACUCGCAAUUUUUAAGAGCAUCUAGAAGAUAAGAUAUAAAGCGAUAUUUUUGAUAUAUCAGUAUAUGCGUGACACGUAUCACACUGAUAGAAGAUUACAAUUAGUUUCGGCGGCAAACAUAUUUUACAGUAGUGAUACAACAUGCACGUAAUUAAGAUGUAUUACGUAAUUAAUAAUGUACUUACAUGCAUAAUUAUGUUACUGUAUUGUCACAGACAUUAUAGUAACGCUUAAUAGACAAAUGAUUCUUCUAAUUAUUUUUGUGAAUGGCUAAAGGUUAUAUUUGGCGUCGAAACUAACUGUAAUUUUCUACCAGCGCACGCGGCAAUUUAGACUAUGCGACCUACUGUAGGUAUAUUUAUAUAUACCUUGUGUAUAGAAUAAGUAGAAACCGAAAUAAACUGCCCACGGAUCGUGGUAGUUGAUGAACUUUAAUUCACGCUCGUUCUUCGUAUCGUUCUGUACGCUCGAUCGCUCGGUACGGCGAUCUUGAGCAUUUUCGCGUGCGUAACUCGCGGCCGGAAAAAAGGGACGUUCAAGCGCGAUCAAGCCGUAUUGAGUCGUUCAAACGUUAUGAACGUGCGAGCGCUCGCCACGCAUGCAUUCGCGACACGAAUUCGCGCCGCUAAGUGACGAAGCAUUUAUUUAAUAUCCAGAUGAAUCCCCGCGUCGAUGCGCGUGCAGAAAGCCCAGGGAGAAUUUUUCGCGCGGCACACGUGAUCGUGACGGGGCGGCACGUCCUAAAGAAAAUUGCGAUUCGCAAGUUGCGUACGCGGGCUUUAUUAAGCGCGCUUCAUGCGCCAUUUGCAUUCGUCUGGGCGGCUGAUAGAUUCGGAAUUUCCACGUACGUUCUACGUGGCUUAUAUUAUAUGUAUAUACACACACACACACAGACACAUAACGCGGAGGAAUCGUGUGGAGACGCGCGCGUAGAGUCGCGCGCUCGCGUUGAAACGCGGAAACGCGUGGGCGGCGGCGGCGACGGCGGCGGCAACGGCGGUGGCGGAGGGUCGGAAAAGGGACCCGGGGGCUCGGAGAGCGAAAGGGGUAGAGAGUGGCUGAGGUGGCGCGCUACAGAGACGGAUAUAGACGGAUAGAGGCGGAUAGAGAGAGGUCGCGAGGCUUGAAUGGGGCUAGUUUGAGAUAGUUAGCGGGCCUUCAGGGGCACAAUCGGCCGCGAUUGGCGGGCCUACAAUCACACGUCGCAUUAUAUGUCCAUCAACGCGGCGGAUCUCGCAAAUACGUUAUAGCGCGAGUGAGUGAGCGAGCGAGAGAGGGAGAAAAAGAGAAAGCGUACACCAACGAGCGGUCGUCGGCCGCAAAAAUGCUGCGACGCGUUUCGCACUCCGUCUCAUUUUUUUCGGCCGCUCGCUGCUACGCGACGGUUUUUACGUCCCACCUUUGUCCGUCCCCGUUUGAGAUCAAAACGCCUCGCUUCGACGUCGGUCGUCGCGCGUUACAGUCUCAUCCCGGAGCUCCUCGAGCUCCAACGACGAGCUUAUCGACGAUAACCGGUGCGAGGGUAGAAAUUAGUAAGGGAGAGAGAAUACACUCUCCUGCACGUGUAUAUUUUUUUACUCGAUCGCGACGCUCGUAAAGCGAGUGUCGUGCGAGUUAAUGAGAGCGUUCGGUCGGUGGGGGAGGGACGAAAUUCGUGAGUGUUGUCGCAGAGAGAUACGUCGUCGCGCGAGAGAGAUUCGGGAAACGUCGACUAAUAAAUUCUUAAUACACGGCAAUUCGGGCUCUUUCCGAGUACGCCGAUGACUCCGUCCGUCCGUCCGUCCGAGGAAAAUGUUCCGCCCGAGAGAGGCAGACACGGGACAUUCGUCCGGGGGCGAGUUGUCCCGUAUGCAAAUUCGUUUUAUUGUCGCGGCACAGAGAGAGAGCGGACUCGAGCAGACGUGGACCCAUGUAAACGGUCAUCUUCGCUACCCGCCUUAAUUUCAUUCAUGCCCCGCUGCCCUCCGGCCUCCCUUCUCUCUCUCUCUCUCUCUCCCUUUCUGUCCCUCCUUCUCCCUCCCCCCGCCCCACUUUAAUUACUGCCAAUUGCCCUUGCCGCACGCGAAUUAUGUCAUUUCCACAUGAGCAGCACUUUAGUGAAAUUUUCGCUAGGUAGUCAGAAAUGAGACGACUGCAGCCUCGGUCCUCUCUUCCCAAACCCUCGGCGCGCCCUCCGUCCGUCCGUCCUAGCGGGUGUAGCGUAAUAAGGGAAUAAUUAAUUAACUGCACUCCCGCGUUUCGUUUUUGCGCGCUUCGACCCUCGGCGGAAUAAAAUUUACGUGUGUCCCGGGUAUUAAUUAAGUGUCCGUGUACUCCUUUUUACGGGAGCGGGCCGCGACACGGUGCGACGAGCGUGCACGCGCACGCAGACUACAACCACGAUGCGAUCGCGAUCGAAAAUAAUCUUGCAGAGGAACAUUUACGAGUGUAACUCCGCUCCCGUCAAUUUCCCGCGGCGUAGUUAUAAUUUCGCAUUUGUGUAAGAGAUUAUAAUCGUACUUUUUUUUUUACUAUGUAAAUGGCACAUUAAAAGAAAUCUCUUAAUCGUA
Messenger RNA from Dinoponera quadriceps, 5490 nucleotides. RefSeq names its product sodium-coupled monocarboxylate transporter 1-like. Gene Ontology annotation, cellular component: membrane. Lineage: Eukaryota; Metazoa; Arthropoda; Insecta; Hymenoptera; Formicidae. The record is from RefSeq and is a predicted model, not a curated record. Gene Ontology annotation, biological process: transmembrane transport; sodium ion transport. The transcript has 15 exons. Gene Ontology annotation, molecular function: symporter activity. Bases 893 to 2698 code for a protein of 601 amino acids.